GUCUGCUUCGACAAAGCGACUGCAGUCUCAACACAUCGUGCACUCAAUUAUCGUUGCCAUGAAAGCGCGCAUUUUGCUCGUCUUCAGCGCCUGCAUCACAGGGGCCUGGAGCUCGGACGACUUAGAGCUCUACGCGUGCCAGAAACGGCUGAUGGAAAGCGAGGACCUGUCCAACAACACCAUAACCAUCCACUUACCUUGGGACGAGUUUGACGUGGACCGGGUCUCGUAUUUCGACCGCUUCAGUAAAGUGUUGCUGGACCGGGGAACUCUAAUAGGAUUUCAGGACGAGCUUCUGAAAAACAAGACCGCGUGGAAGGGAGUUAUCGAUUCCGCCGGACAUAAAGUGACCCACAAUAUUACCAUAGACGGUCUGUCCGUCAAUUUCAGGGCCUUCGUGACCCACAGCAGGUUUCCCCUUAUCGGUAAAGCGGCGAGCGCCCUUGGACUGGCCUGGACGGACACGCACGUCCUGACCAUGACGGCGAAGAAACUGACUGCUCAGGUGGACCUUGCCCUCGUUCACGGAGACAAAUGCCUCCUGUCGCUACCCAUCUGGAACAUGGAGACGGAAGUCAGGGUAUAUCCCCAAGUGGACUUUGCCGAAGAACGCCAGAAGAAGUUUGCAGCAAAGCUCAAGAAACGUAUUGCAGACACUCUUAGGAGGACCAUAGAGACCAUGUACAGGAGAGCUUUGUGGUAAUCCUAAUAAGUAAAGCAGCAAUAAACCCUUUUCAAAACCCAAUAAAAGGAUCUGGGAAAAAAGAGGCGGGGGGGGGGGACUGAGUCGAGUUCAAGUCGAACUUUGUCGUAGCCAUCAAAUCCAACACGUCCUCACAGUGAGUGCCCAAAACAGAUUGAGCACACUAUGGGAAUAGUUUCUUCGAUACCUCAACAUUCUAGCCCGUCCUCGCGACACCUGGUUAAAUUAUAGCCGUCUUCUGCAGCUAUUUUUAGUAUAGCUUAAACAAGUAGUCUUCGGCAGAAUGAAAGGUGUUUCUUAAUACUCCUUUGAGCAAAAAAAAAAAAAACAGUUAAGAAAUGUUAUAAAAAUUUUUUUGUUUCGUUGU
Molecule: messenger RNA, 1070 nt
Organism: Ixodes scapularis (black-legged tick)
Lineage: Eukaryota; Metazoa; Arthropoda; Arachnida; Ixodida; Ixodidae
Exons: 3
Coding region: 59-703 (214 amino acids)
Source: RefSeq, a predicted model, not a curated record